AUGACUACCCUGCUCCUCACUGAGCAAAUAACGCAAGAAGACCACGGCUCGGAGGGAAACUACGUCCUUUAUGGAUCCUCGUGUGCCCAAAUCACUGAGGAAGCCGAAUACGUGAAAAAGCUCCCUCGAGUCUCGGGCAAUAGAGCGGAGUCACAGGGCAGUGGUUGGAGCCACAGUCCUGUUGCAACGACGAUGAGGGAAACGGAGGAGCAGCUGCUGCUGGUGAGCAGGGAGAACCAAGUGCUGAAAAUCAAGCUGGAAGCCACGCGAGAAGCAGGCGUACAGGCUCUCAGAUCUGCCUCCCAGAAACUGUACGAGAAUUACCAGACGCGGUCGGAAGAACUCAAAAAAAGCCACGAGAAGGAGAAGCAGCAAAUACAGGCUUUCAACCUCGAGCAAGAAGAAAAGCUCCGGCAGAGCUCGGAAAACGCCGGCCGCCUCGCCGAAGGCAUUGAAGAAAAACGCACCCGCAUCGCCGAGAUGGAGAAGCGCGUGCGGAGGAUGGAGGAGGAAAAGAAAACGCUGAUAGAAAAGAAAACAUCAUUUGAGAAGAUGCUCCAGGAGAUGAUAUCAAGGGAUGAAGGCGGCAAACGGAGCCUGGAUCUCCGGUGGCAGAUCUCCACCCUGCGCGAGCAGAUCUCCCACCUGCAGCGCGUGAUCCAGGAGCAGCACCGCGGCCUGCGCGGCGUCAUCCAGGAGGCAGAGGAAUUGAACAAUGAGCUCAGAAGCCAAGAUAAAAAAAUAGAGAGCCUGACAGAGAAGCUGACUGCACUGGAAGCACAGCGAACGUCCAACGCUCCCGAGCUGCCAAACCGGGCAGUGAAGGAGGAUUUAGGGAGGACGUCGCCCAAACCUUCCCAGGUUCAGGCACGUUGA
Molecule: messenger RNA, 876 nt
Organism: Apaloderma vittatum (bar-tailed trogon)
Lineage: Eukaryota; Metazoa; Chordata; Aves; Trogoniformes; Trogonidae
Gene: CCDC68
Product: coiled-coil domain containing 68
Exons: 8
Coding region: 1-876 (291 amino acids)
Biological process (GO): intracellular signal transduction
Cellular component (GO): intracellular anatomical structure
Source: RefSeq, a predicted model, not a curated record